This is a messenger RNA of Theobroma umbraticum, 1822 nucleotides long. Its product is annotated as G-protein coupled receptor. NCBI's taxonomy places the organism in Eukaryota, Viridiplantae, Streptophyta, Magnoliopsida, Malvales, Malvaceae. The record is from RefSeq and is a predicted model, not a curated record.
UCCAAGCCGAAUCUAAUCGGCUUGAAACUACGGCAACCCUUUCCUUCGUCUCUUUGUUUACUUUAUUAUUUUCUCCCUCUGCUCAAAACACACCGUUUUAUUGUAGUUUAGAUUCCUUUUCCCCUGUCUCGUUAAACACGUAGCAUCGACGAUCCGGCGAAGUUACUUAGGCAUUUUCUCUGCUAUUUCAUCAUUUUCAUCUUGAUUUACUGUUUUCUUUUUAAAGAACGACAGAACAUCAAAAUCCGGAAUAAUCAGAAAAUAAUCUCGGUUAUUCAUUUGGUCCGAAGAAUCUUACUCCAACUUGGCCAGGUUUUAAAAUCAUUGUUGGUAAUAUAAUUUAAGCUGAAGUUAGCUUGAUUCUCGCAGGACAUGCUUGCUUGAAUGCGCGAAGAAAUGCGGAGUGUAAAUUGUUGUUUAAAUGUUGGUUUCAUGUUCAUAGCAGUGGCACUGGCAGCUGUCCUUUCACAAGCACUUACCGUUGCCUCAGUUGCUGUCCCGACAUCCAAUUGCUACGCGCUUGAUAAUUCUAGCCGUCUAUUGGAUUUCAGUGGUUGGGUCGGAGUUUCUUUUAUGCAUGAGGGAGAGGACGCUGACUUUGUCAUCCGCUUUUGCAAAGAUGUGGAGAGUAGAUCACAAUCGGGAUAUGUAGAUUUUGGUCGAUUCGAUAAUGUUAACCACUUUGUUGCUGGUUCAGGCGAUGUUGACCUUGUUCAAGGGUUUUACAAUGGUGACCUGCUGAAUUGUGAGCACACCUUUGACAAAUUGGGACGAACUGCACAGGUAAAUAUUAUAUGUGGAAAUUGUUUAAAUGGGCAAUGUAAAGGUCAACAUGGAUGCAUAUGCAAUGUCACUUAUGAAUCCACAUGCAGAGCCGUUGUUGAACUGGCCAUUCCAUGUGAGAAACCGGGCCCACGUGUAUUUGAGGGCUUCACUGUUGGAUUUCAUCCACGAUCAUGGGAAAUUGUUUACAAUGGUAUGACUCGGUUGGGUUUUGAAAAACCUCACCAUGACUUUAGCUUCAGCACUGAACAGCCACAUGUUGCCCUUUAUCUGACUGCUAUCUCAUCUCAUUCCAACCUAGUCCAAAAACCUAUUGUCAAGCUCUUUCCAGAAAAUGGGCUGGAGGUUAAGUUAUCAGGGACAGCGGUAACUGGGAAGCUACCUACAACUUUAUCACCCUCAGCUUUGCUUGUCGAUUGGAGAUGCGUGAAGGCCCAUAAUACCCCAUAUGAAGUUAACAUCACUAUCCCAGUGGAUGGUUAUGAACCAAUAGAGUUUGUUCUAACAAAAACAUGUGAAUACACACAAAGUCAGGAGGGAGAUGCUAUGAGAGGGUGGGCAAUAUUUGGAAUAAUUUCUUGCAUAUUCAUGGUUUCAUCAACUCUGUUUUGCUGUGGAGGUUUUAUUUACAAGACACGAGUGGAACGCCAGCGGGGGAUUGAUGCACUGCCAGGCAUGACAAUCCUUUCAGCCUGUUUAGAGACUGUGAGUGGAGCAGGGCAAGGCUACUCACGAGCAGAGGACCUUAAUGCCGCCUUUGCCAGUGAAGUCUCCUGGGAGCGCCCACCUGCUGCUGCUCAAGGAACAUGGACAACGAGCGAAAGAAAAUAUGGUUCAAUAUAAAUUUUGUAGUCCUUCCCUUACAAAAUGCGAAUUUUCUUCUGCCGAAUACGAGGUAUUAUCAAGAUACGCAAUCUUCUGUAUCCUUAUUUUUGGUGUAAACAUAACUCAUCGUAAUAUUUCAUGACGUAGUAUUUAGAAAUCCUCCAAACUCAUAGAAUGCACUACUAUUUCCCCCCGCUUCCAUUUACCAAUUUAA